AUGGGAGAAGGCAAAAGCCGAGAUGUGGCAUAUGUAUCAAGACCCCGCCCCACAGACGGUAGUGGUGUCCCAACUUUCAAGGUGCCAAACACAAAGGCGGGCCAAUGGUAUAGAAGUAGGGGCCUAAAACUCCCGCAUCUUCGCGAGAAACUUCGAUUGGUGGAGUUGGAGUUGGCCAAGGCUGAUGCCAUCGCUUCCUUGGAGGUAGCCGCGGCCGAAGAGAUGAAAAUACGUCGAGAGUGGGUGAAUGGCCGAGUUGUGGUAAUGGCCCCAGAAGAGCCAAUCUCGGAGUUAGAGGCCCAUUUGACUGGGGCUUUUGAGGCAAAUAACUCUAAAGUGGAAGUUAGUGAGCCGACCAAGAAGAGAGUGGAUAAACCUCUUAAGGUUCAAAAGGCAAAGGCGGCUCCAUCGAAAGUCAAGCCUCCGGUUGCCAAGGCCCCGAUCGUGACCAAAGUCGCUCAGCCUACCAAGGUUGAGAAGAAAGAAGAAAAUGACCAAAACAUGGUUCAAAAAGCUGGGGAUGAGCCCUAUAAAAUAUUAAGCGAGCCUAGGGCGGAAGAAGACCAAGUUAUGGUUGACAUUGAAACUAAUGUGGUAGAAGAAGAGGUCGAGCACACGGUUGAGGAAGAGGCUAAAGAGCCAUUGGAAAAUCUCGAAGGUUCGGCAGCCGAAGACGAAGAGCUAUAUGGGGAUGAUGAGGAGUAUGCGGACGACGAAUACUUAGAGGAUCUGUCGGAGGAAGCUAUGGAACACUUAGAGAAAGAACGGAAUGAAAAGAUGGCCAAGUUUGAGAAUGAGCUAAAAGUGGGCAAGGUCAAAGUAAAGUUUGGAGAUUUUGACGAGGUAAAUGCCAUGGUUACACUCCCAAUAUUUUUCGAAGCUCGGCCGGAUCAACCUAAUUUUAUGGACGGAGAUGUGUUCGAUGAGGUUAAGUCCAUGGUCCAAAUGGAAAGGGCCAAAGAAAUUGAGAUGGCCUAA
Molecule: messenger RNA, 978 nt
Organism: Prunus armeniaca (apricot)
Lineage: Eukaryota; Viridiplantae; Streptophyta; Magnoliopsida; Rosales; Rosaceae
Source: the annotation of a GenBank genome assembly